This is a messenger RNA of Manduca sexta (tobacco hornworm), 2140 nucleotides long. Its product is annotated as solute carrier family 23 member 2. The record is from RefSeq and is a predicted model, not a curated record. Gene Ontology annotation, molecular function: transmembrane transporter activity. Gene Ontology annotation, biological process: transmembrane transport. Gene Ontology annotation, cellular component: membrane. Bases 230 to 1978 code for a protein of 582 amino acids. The transcript is spliced from 14 exons. NCBI's taxonomy places the organism in Eukaryota, Metazoa, Arthropoda, Insecta, Lepidoptera, Sphingidae.
AACUUGGUGCUAAUGAAUAAGUAACAGAUAUAUCGAGAGAAGGUAAUGACGUUUAGUUAGCAUUUGUAAGUCGGCUUCGACGUGUGACGAGUUGCGUGUAUUUUUUUUAAAUAUUCCAUAUUGUGAUGUCAUUGAGCGAAACACGGGCCUGGCUGAACGCAUUCUCCUUGCACUGUUUAUUUUUAAAAUUUAAGAAAACGUUUUAUUCUUGAUCUUGGAAAGAUUCAAGAUGGUGCAUAAUAAUGUGAUACAAAUGGGCCUGGAGAAUGUUAUUCGGGAAUUGCGGCAAGACGAUGUACCAGGCGAGCAUAAAGACGAGGAGGAAAGGAAAGGGAAUGUCACGUAUGGAAUCGACGAUACACCUCCGUGGUACCUCUGUAUAUUUAUGGCUUUACAGCACUACUUGACGAUGAUCGGCGCCAUAGUAGCCAUACCGUUCAUCCUGUGCCCCGCACUGUGCAUGCAGGAGACAGACCCAGACCGAUCCAACAUUAUAUCCACCAUGAUAUUCGUCACAGGACUAAUAACGUGGCUUCAAUCAACAUUCGGCUGCCGCUUACCCAUAGUGCAGGGCGGCACCAUCUCCUUCCUAGUUCCCACCCUGGCCAUCCUAGGUCUACCGGAGUGGCAGUGCCCCGCUUCGACUACCCUGGCGGCCAUGACGGAAGACCAGAGGAGGGAGGUGUGGACGAGCAGGAUGCGGGAACUGUCGGGAGCGAUUGCUGUAUCCGCGCUGUUUCAAGUGUUUAUGGGGUACUUCGGUGUGAUCGGAUCAUUGCUGCGUUUCGUAACGCCGCUGACCAUCGCGCCGACGGUAGCGUUGGUGGGGCUCACGCUAUUUGACCACGCUGCCAGCGCCGCAGCCCAGCAGUGGGGCAUCGCUGCGGGUACAUUCACUCUGUUGACGAUAUUCUCCCAGUGCAUGACCAACGUGAAUAUUCCGACGCUUGCGUACAAGAAAGGCAGGGGGUGCACAGUAAUUUGGUUCCCACUCUUCAAGCUGUUCCCGGUGCUCCUCACAAUAAUGAUAAUGUGGGCUGUGUGCGGCAUACUGACCGCCACGGGAGUGUUCCCCCCGGGACACCCCGCCAGGACAGACCUCAAGGUCAACAUCAUCGAGGAUGCGCCGUGGUUCAGAGUCCCUUAUCCAGGGCAAUGGGGCGCGCCGACAGUGAGCGUGGCAGGCGUUCUGGGCAUGCUGGCAGGCGUCCUCGCCUGCACCGUCGAGUCCAUCAGCUACUACCCCACCACUGCCAGGAUGUGCGCCGCUCCCCCUCCUCCGCUUCACGCUAUCAACCGCGGACUCGGCACAGAGGGCCUGGGCACGGUCCUCGCUGGACUCUGGGGCUCCGGCAACGGGACCAACACCUUCGGAGAAAACGUCGGAGCCAUUGGUGUUACUAAGGUUGGGUCCCGUCGCGUGGUGCAGUGGGCGGCGGCGCUGAUGGUCCUGCAGGGCGUGGUGGGCAAACUGGGCGCGGUGUUCAUUAUCAUCCCGCAGCCCAUCGUGGGCGGACUGUUCUGCGUCAUGUUCGGAAUGAUCUCCGCUUUUGGUCUCUCAGCUCUCCAGUACGUGAACCUGAACAGCUCCAGAAACCUGUACAUCAUCGGGUUCAGUUUAUUUUUCCCGAUGGUGCUGACGCGGUGGAUGGCGGCCCACAGCGGUGUCAUACAGACCGGUGUGAAUGCACUCGAUGCUGUGCUCCAAGUUCUGCUGUCCACUUCGAUCCUCGUGGGAGGUGUUGUGGGGUGUUUGUUGGAUAAUCUCAUACCAGGUACUGACGAGGAGAGAGGCCUGGCUGCCUGGGCCAAAGAAAUGUCAUUAGAAGCAGCGGGAGCGUCAGAACAUGGUGACACGUAUGACUUCCCUAUUGGCAUGAGUCUCAUAAGAAGGUGGACGUGGACGUCGUAUCUUCCCUUCAUGCCGACGUAUGAGGCUGGCAAGUUUACAGCACUCUUCACCAAGAAGGAGAGCUGAUGACGAAAUUACGAAUAAAAAUAUACAUGCUUGCUGCUGAAUGUUUUGUAGGUUAAGUUGAAUAAAUGAAUAGUGAAAUAAAUGUAGUCGUCUGGGUUUAAUAUGCAUUUAUUAUUAAAGUAGUACAUAACACAUAAUUGUAAUAAAAUUACAUUGUUAUAC